Molecule: messenger RNA, 3585 nt
Organism: Varroa destructor (honeybee mite)
Lineage: Eukaryota; Metazoa; Arthropoda; Arachnida; Mesostigmata; Varroidae
Source: RefSeq, a predicted model, not a curated record
CGAUAAGAACAAAGCUUUUUCCAUAGUUCUAUUGGCGUUGUUGAGGCUUGCUCAGUAUGUUGAACUUAAGUGCCUCAUGUACAGCGAAGGGAGCUUUUUGUGAACGGUCUACGGAUCCAUGCAUGCAGAAACAAAACCAAGCCCUCGAAUGUUCAGGACAGUAUGGAUCACCCUGCCAGAAUGACGCAGAUUGCAUUCAAGCUGAUAUAGGAUUAACGGCCUGCGUGCAGGGCUUCUGUAACUGCACUGCCUUAUAUCGUGUUUCGACAAGAGGUGUAUGUGUGAGGGACGUCACUCUGCCUGGAGGUAUGGCCCUUCUGUCCGGGUCGGUUUUCGUUUUACUGGUCUGUGUGGUCGCGCUUUUGUUAACUGGUAUCUUUGCACUAUAUUCGUACGACUAUCGACUUGAAAUGAAUCUCCAAAAGUUGGACCUUAUUAAGGAAAUUUCACGACGGGGCAAGGACUCCAACCGCCCAUCGCUCGCAGAUCUGAAAAGCACUUCGCCGUCAUCACCUCAUCGAAAAGCCGCUUCGUAUGCAAUAACCGAUCGGCCCAACUGGAAGCGUUUUCGAGACCACUUCAUUGCUCACGAUGACUCCCCUCGAAACAACGAGAAACUUAAAUUAGAUAGACCAGAAUCGAAACCCGUAGGAAAAGCCGUUAACAAGGAAACAGAAAGUCAUGACGGUUUCACUCAUACCGCUCUUGGAACUCUUAUUAGGUGAUUACCGGGCGGGCCCGAAUCUACUAGGUACAUCAUGGAGCAAGUUUACUCCGUGUUUCGAAGACCGUCCUCGCUUCCGAAUGCGGAAUGGCGAGAGAGAGCUUUAAAGUGUUCCGUAUCGUCUCGAAGUGCACUGGCAUUCACAGCCGAUUCUCUGGAUGGUCCUGGUAGAGUUCUGUCGUUCGGGGUGUACGUUGUAGAUCUGAAUACGCCUUGGCAUCCGUGGCAAGUCCUUAACCAUAACGAGGAGAUUACUUGUCUUGAAUGGGACUCAAGUGGCACGAGACUUAUGGUUGGCGACGCUGUUGGUUCUAUCCUCAUCUUUCAGAUGAACAACUUUCUACUCAACCAGUGGACUCUAGUGUCAACAACAAAGUUUCCCGGGGAACAUCUGCUUGCCGGCGUCUGGUUUCAUAGCGGCAAGAAAGUCGCUGUGAAUAUAGAGAAAAAGGAUAGUUGCAUGUAUCUGGAGAAAUACUCUCAUCUGAAGUUCGAACCAUCAAUGAAGCGAAUGGGUGGCAAACGAUCUGAGGGAUGUCUGGCAAUUAGUGCAUCGGGUCUUGUGUGUGUUGUCCUAUUGUGCGGUGAUAAUUCGAUAGUUUCUUCGUCACAGCCGUUAACAUACUUUCGCAAUCGACUACAGCUUGUCGACCUUAAUUACGGUAAAAACGGGUCGAUUAUUGCUAUCUGCAGCGAUGGUCUGUCACGUUCUCCAGUUCGAUGCUUCGCUAUUGUGCUCGUCAUGGAUCAGGACAAAUGUCAAAUAAAUAUUGAGCCGUUUUCCGGUUUCUGUCCGAAUUCGCAAAAUGAAGAAGGCUAUCGAAGAGUCACCCACCUUCGAUGUGUUCUAAAGGAAGCCUCGGAUGCCGUCGUUGUAUCAGUUACGAACGGUCAGCAAGGCAUACUAGAGCUAUGGGAACUUACGGAGGAAACAGUUAGUUUGCAUCCGCUUGUCGGCAAAUGCGAGAACAGAACAAGUGUCAGCUGGAGGUUACACGCUGUAAGUUCGCACGCUUCACCGGUGGCGGCACUUGCAACCCCGCGGCUCAGCCUCUACGAGCUAAGUCGACCACAGUCGUGUAUAGUCGUUGCAUUUAAGGAUCACAGUGUCAAAUGCUUUGCCCGUGAAAAGCUAACGUGUUUAAGUAGUGUAAGCACUAUGGUUAGUCCUCAUGCAAUCAAGAGUCAACAGCAUGGACAAAUAUCAUAUAUGUGUAUCAGUCACACAGGAUGUGUACUUAUUGCUAUCGACAGCCUAUCACAGCUAGCGCUAUUCAGAUUACCACCAGUUACCGAGCCAGGAGCACCUAUAAGCGUGCCGUUUGCAGCGACUGUUCUCGAAUACUGUCUUAUUACAGGAGUUGACUGGUGGGAUGUUCUUGUAAGCCUACGACCAGGCCUCAUCGAGAAGGUGUCUGAAAAACUUUGCGAGGUUUUUGAUAAACAACCUCCUGGCAUACAACAGUUCUAUGAAAGUCGCUUUCUAGCCAUCAAAGGCAGCCUGUAUCGUCUUCUAAACAUGGGUUUUAUAAAGGCAGGUGAUUGCCAUGCUCAGAUGAUGUUGUCGGCCGUGAGCUGCGGAAUUAAGGCAUUACUUCGACCUAGGGAGACGAAACCAGAUGGAGGUCCAGCAGAUACGCUAUCGGCGUUAAUCAAUGAUCGCGCGCAAGUAAGCAACACAAUGGACAAAGUUCUUGUGAAUCUCGACACGAGGGAAUUUUUUGUUGAACCAGCUAUUCUUCCUUCAGUUCAACAUCAUGUUCAGUGGGUUUCUGACUUAGCCUUACAUCUCAUGGCUUCACUGCCAUUACAGAUAUGCCACCGACAACGUUUUCCUGGUGGUGGUCUCAUCCAAGAUGCAAAGAGCAUUAACACCAUCCGAGAACUGUUGGUAAUUUUCCGUAUGUGGGGUCUGUUGUCAGAGAGUUGCUUGCCGGUGUAUACGCGUAUGACGGAAAAUCUAGAUGUGCUUGGCGUUCUCUUCAAGCUACUCACGAAAACGCUGAUAAAUCAUGGCUCGGAACCGGACGCGACGUUGCUAGAGGAGUGCAGUGUACUUCCAUCCCAAAUUCUUAUACCAUCCCUAGACCUAGCCAGCCAUUCACACGAAGGCGUCUGUGGACCAGCGCUGUUUGUUCAACCACUUCCGUUAGCAUUGGAGUUUGGUAUGAUGGCGGAUUUUGUCGCCACUCAUCACCAUAAAACAGCUGGAACCGUUGAGGGGUCCGUGCGGAGCACCUCACAUACAGACAUUGUUCGGCACAUUUCACUGGGAAAGCAUGUUGUCCAAGUGAGAAAGUGUACGCGUUGCUUCAGCUUGUCGAUGCUUAGAUCGAGCCAGAAUUUAAGUGUUAUGCGAGCGUGGGAACAGAGAUGGCUGCGGUGCUGUCCCUGUGGAGGUCAGUGGAUGCUUUUCUAGUACAGUACGAAAACACUGUUGUUUUUAUGUUUUAGGGUUGUACAAUAAACUGAUUAGCUGCUAACAGCAUCGGAUGUGAGUGUAGGAAAGCCAAUCCACCUUGUAAAAAUACAUAGAUAUGCCGCUGCCAGUCAAAGGACCAAUUUUUGCCGACCAAUUGCCGAGCUAAGAAACAGAUUUGUUUUGAAUUAGGCAUUUCCCAUGGGCUUCUAUGAAUGGAACCGGUGUUUCGACGUACGACUGUUUAGCCUAAAUAGUUUUGCGCACGAAAACAAUAUUAAUAGAAUGUCUGAUGUAUGAUAAUUAGUUAGCGUUUAGUUUGUAUAAUAUCCUUGUAACUUUGCCUAUUUAUAUCAAUUGACAAGGCGGUCUCCAUAUCACAAGGUGCGCCUGUGAUCGACCCAUGCGGAGAAGCUGGCCGCCGUUUAUUGUCCAAUGAGCC